Pelobates fuscus (common spadefoot toad) is the source of this 2152-nucleotide messenger RNA. RefSeq names its product heat shock 70 kDa protein-like. Lineage: Eukaryota; Metazoa; Chordata; Amphibia; Anura; Pelobatidae. The record is from RefSeq and is a predicted model, not a curated record. Bases 97 to 2028 code for a protein of 643 amino acids. The transcript has a single exon. Gene Ontology annotation, cellular component: blood microparticle; cytosol; vesicle. Gene Ontology annotation, molecular function: ATP-dependent protein folding chaperone; ATP binding; ubiquitin protein ligase binding.
CAGCCAGCACUGAGAGAAAGCCAGCACACUGAGAGAGAGACAGCCAGCACCGAGACCAACAGAGCUCGCACUCUAUACACAGCAGAGAGAGAGAGCAUGGCUGCUAAAGGAGUUGCUAUUGGCAUUGACCUGGGUACCACCUACUCCUGUGUGGGAGUUUUCCAGCAUGGCAAGGUGGAAAUCAUCGCUAACGACCAGGGAAACCGCACCACCCCCAGCUAUGUGGCUUUUACUGACACCGAGAGACUGAUGGGAGAUGCUGCCAAGAACCAGGUGGCGCUGAACCCCCAGAAUACGGUCUUUGAUGCCAAGAGACUGAUUGGCAGAAAGUUCAAUGAACCCGUCGUACAAUCAGACAUGAAGCACUGGCCCUUCCAGGUGGUGAGCGAUGGGGGAAAGCCCAAGGUAAAGGUGGAGCACAAAGGCGAGGAGAAAACCUUCUUCCCUGAGGAGAUCUCCUCCAUGGUGCUGCUGAAGAUGAAGGAGACAGCUGAAGCCUAUCUGGGACAUCCAGUUACCAAUGCUGUCAUCACUGUGCCAGCCUACUUCAAUGACUCCCAGCGCCAGGCUACCAAAGAUGCUGGUGUUAUUGCUGGACUGAAUGUACUGAGAAUCAUCAAUGAGCCUACAGCUGCUGCUAUCGCCUAUGGCCUGGACAAGGGAGCCCGUGGUGAAAGAAAUGUCCUGAUCUUUGAUUUGGGUGGUGGCACCUUUGAUGUUUCCAUCCUCACCAUUGACGAUGGUAUAUUUGAAGUAAAAGCCACAGCUGGUGACACUCAUCUGGGUGGAGAGGACUUUGACAAUCCCAUGGUUAACCACUUUGUGGAGGAAUUCAAACGCAAGCACAAGAAGGACAUCACCCAGAACAAAAGAGCAUUGAGGAGACUGAGAACGGCGUGUGAGCGAGCCAAGCGUACGCUGUCCUCCAGCACCCAGGCAAGCAUUGAAAUAGAUUCUCUGUAUGAGGGCACUGACUUCUACACCUCCGUCACUAGGGCCCGCUUUGAGGAACUUUGCUCAGACCUGUUCAGGGGAACCCUAGAGCCUGUAGAAAAGGCCCUGAGAGACGCCAAGCUUGACAAAUCUCAGAUCCAUGAAAUUGUCCUAGUGGGAGGCUCCACUCGUAUCCCAAAAGUUCAAAAACUGCUGCAAGACUUCUUUAAUGGACGGGAUCUGAACAAAAGCAUUAAUCCAGAUGAAGCCGUAGCCUAUGGAGCUGCUGUCCAGGCUGCCAUCCUGAUGGGAGACAAGUCAGAAAACGUGCAGGACUUGCUUCUACUUGACGUGACCCCUCUCUCCCUGGGCUUGGAGACAGCUGGAGGGGUCAUGACUGUCCUCAUCAAACGCAAUACAACCAUCCCUACCAAGCAGACUCAGACCUUCACCACAUAUUCUGACAACCAGCCUGGAGUGCUCAUUCAAGUGUAUGAAGGAGAGAGGGCUAUGACCAAAGACAAUAAUCUCUUGGGCAAGUUUGAGUUAGGUGGCAUCCCACCCGCUCCUCGUGGAGUGCCACAAAUUGAGGUCACCUUUGAUAUCGAUGCCAACGGAAUUCUCAAUGUGUCGGCCGUGGACAAGAGCUCUGGCAAACAGAAUAAAAUCACUAUCACCAAUGACAAAGGCCGCCUCAGCAAAGAAGAUAUUGAGAAGAUGGUUCAGGAUGCUGAGAAGUACAAGGCUGACGAUGAUGCCCAAAGGGAGAAGAUCUCUGCCAAGAACUCCCUGGAGUCCUACGUCUACAACAUUAAGAGUAUGGUGGAGGAUGAGAACAUGAAGGGCAAACUCAGUGAAGACGACAAGAAGACCAUCUCUGAUAAGUGUCAGCAGAUCAUCUCCUGGCUGGAGAGCAACCAGCUUGCAGAGAAAGAGGAAUAUACCCAUCAGCAGAAGGAGCUGGAGAAGGUGUGUCAGCCCAUUAUAGCCAAACUGUACCAGGGUGGCAUGCCAAGCGGAAUGCCAGGAUCCAGCUGUGGAGCUCAGGCCAGACAGGGCAGCAGCUCAGGUCCCACCAUUGAAGAGGUUGAUUAAGAACUUGCAGAUUUCGUUUUACGUCAAAUGGACACUAAAGACUUGUUAAUAUAUUGUUUCAAAGACUGUAAUAUCCAGAGAGUGAAACAACGAACUCAAGUCUGGGACUGUGAUCAGUGUAAAU